Molecule: messenger RNA, 3418 nt
Organism: Malania oleifera
Lineage: Eukaryota; Viridiplantae; Streptophyta; Magnoliopsida; Santalales; Ximeniaceae
Exons: 2
Coding region: 448-2730 (760 amino acids)
Source: RefSeq, a predicted model, not a curated record
CUCUCCUGCUCCACACCGAGUGAGUCAAGUCUCUGCAAGACUCUCUCUCUCUCUCUCUCUCUCUCUGUUUAUAAAUACUUCUGUCUCUCCGUCUCUCUAUCCCCUCCACCUCCUCUUCACUUCAACAGCAACUUGUGCUAUAAAAAAAAAAAAAAAACCAACUUGUGCUAGACAAUUCCACAAACACCUUGGACCAUCUCACUGCCACACUCCACCUCCAAAAUUCCUCGCAUUCUCCGGUCAGAUCGCCGGUUUCCGGCAUGGAAAUCCGAUACCGCCAAGCAUCCACCUCGCCGCCGGCCGUCUUCUCCGGCUAAAUGCCUCGUAACCACCGCCAAAGCCGCGGCCGUCGCCGCCACCAUGACGUUAUUUCUGCGCCACCAAGACUCCUUCUCUUGAUCCUCGGAAAUCCAUUGUUCACGCACCCAUUUGUGCGCUGAUCCUUCAAUGUCUACCGCCAAUAAUUCCACGCCCAUUGAUUUCUCCGACGACGCCGCCGCGAAGGCCGUGAACAAGCGGUACGAAGGCUUGGUCGCGGUCCGCAACAAAGCCAUAAAAGGCAAAGGAGCUUGGUACUGGGCUCAUCUCGAACCCGUUCUGGUGCGCAACAAUGAUACCGCCCUUCCAAAGGCUGUGAAGCUCAAGUGCAUCUUGUGCGACGCUGCUUUCUCUGCCUCGAACCCGUCUCGAACCGCUUCGGAGCAUCUUAAGAGGGGGACUUGCCCCAACUUCAGCGCCGUUCUGAAACCGUUUUCGUCCGUCUCGCCGUCGCCGUCGCCGAUAUCGUCUCUCCCCUCUCCUUCUUCCCACAACCACAGAAAGCGAAGUAACUCUCAUAUGGCGGCUACCACUCCUUCGUCUUCGUACCAAGUUCACUCGCUCGCCAUGGUCGACUCGUCGCGCUUCUGCGGCGAAUUAGGGUACAAUUCGCAGGUGCAAAACGCGGUUUCAAUUGCCGCUGCUGGGACAAAUGCGGGCUUUUCGCGACAGCAUUUGGUGUUAUCGGGCGGGAAGGAUGAUCUGGGUGCUCUGGCGAUGCUGGAAGAUAGCGUGAAGAAGCUUAAGAGUCCCAAGGCUUCGCCAGGGGCUCUUCUCAGCAAGGACCAGAUUGAUUCCGCGCUGGAUUUGCUCGCUGAUUGGUUCUACGAGUCUUGUGGGUCGGUCUCAUUUUCCAGUUUAGAGCACCCCAAGUUUAGAAAUUUUCUUAACCAGGUUGGUUUGCCAUCUAUCUCGCCGCGCGAGUUUUCGGGUUCACGGCUCGAUUCCAGGUUCGAUGAAGUUAAGAUGGAGUCGGAAGCUAGAAUUCGAGAAGCCAUGUUCUUUCAAGUGGCUUCGGAUGGGUGGAAGAACAAUAAUUUUGGUUUUUCUUGCGGGGAAGAGAAUUUGGUUAAGUUUGUCGUUAAUCUUCCCAACGGGACGAGCGUGUUUCAGAAGGCGGUGUUUGCCGGAGGAUCAGUACCGGUGCCGUCCAAGUAUGCGGAGGAGAUUCUGUGGGAGACGAUCACAGGUACGUGUGGUAGUGUUGUGCAAAGAUGCGUGGGGAUAGUUGCAGACAAGUAUAAAGCUAAAGCAUUGAGGAAUUUGGAAAUUCAGAAUCAUUGGAUGAUUAAUCUUUGUUGCCAGCUUCAGGGGUUCAUUAGUUUGAUCAAGGAUUUCAGCAAAGAGCUUCCACUAUUCAAGACCGUUACUGAAAAUUGCUUUAAGAUAGCAAAUUUCUUCAAUACCACUUCGCAGGUUAGGACUAGCUUCCGCAAGUUUCAAUUACAAGAACUUGAUCAUGCUGGGUUGCUUCGAGUUCCUUCACCCAAGUGUCAAAGCACCAACAACUUUGUGCAUGUUUGUGCAAUGUUUGAGGAUAUAAUGAGCCAUGCCCGGGUGCUGCAAUUGGUUGUUCUGGAUGAUUCUUAUAAGAUGAUAUGCGUAGAGGAUCCUGUUGCAGGGGAAGUUGCAGAGAUGGUUCAAGGUAUGAGGUUCUGGAAUGACUUGGAGGCUGUUCAUUCACUAGUUAAGCUUAUCAGAGGCAUGGCUCAGGAGAUUGAGGCAGAGAGGCCAUUGAUUGGACAGUGCCUCCCUCUUUGGGACGAGCUUAGAACCAAAGUGAAGGACUGGUGCGCCAAAUUCAACAUUGCUGAAGGACCUGUGGAGAAGAUAGUCGAGAAGAGAUUUAAAAAGAACUACCACCCAGCUUGGUCUGCUGCUUUUAUACUUGAUCCACUUUACUUGAUGAGGGACACAAGCGGGAAAUACCUGCCGCCAUUCAAGUGCUUGACGCACGAACAGGAGAAAGAUGUCGAUAAGCUCAUAACCCGGUUGGUUUCGAGGGAGGAAGCACACAUUGCGUUAAUGGAGCUCAUGAAAUGGAGGUCAGAGGGGCUAGACCCACUUUAUGCACAAGCUGUUCAGGUCAAGCAGCGAGACCCUGUGACAGGAAAGAUGAAAAAUGCAAACCCCCAAAGCAGUAGGCUUGUGUGGCAGACUUGCCUAAGCGAGUUCAAAUCCCUGGGGAAGGUUGCAGUGAGGCUUAUCUUUCUUCAUGCAACAUCAUGUGGUUUCAAGUGUAAUUGGUCUUUCCUGCGGUGGGUUUGUUUCCACGGGCACUCGAGGAUGGGGUUGGACAGAGCUCAAAAGAUGAUAUUUAUUGCAGCUCAUGCCAAACUUGAAAGACGAGAUUUUUCCAACGAGGAAGAAAAGGAUGCCGAGCUAUUUGCCAUGACAACUGUCUGCUGUUAAACCCAGAAAUGGGGCAUUUUCGUUGAAGAAUCCUUGUUCACAAUACCAGACAAACCAUAGCCUACAAGAUGUUCCGACAAAUCUACUAAGAAAUCUCAUGUUGCAUGUCGAACAUGGAACUUCCUUAGAGAAUUCUUGUUUACAGAAAUAUAUGUUUGGGCUGGGUGUCCACCAUAAGAUCAGGUCUGAAUAUGGAGCAUGUUGAGUUGGCUUCAGAAAGAAGAGAUUGCAAAAGGCGCAAUAAUAUAAUUGUUACAGAAUUUUUGGAAGUAUCUUUUUGCCACAAAAUAGUUUGGCUGAACCGGUUAGGUGGAUGCAAGCCAGACCUGGUCUCUAUGUGGGUCAACCUCUGAAGAACCCUGCAGUGGAUCUUCGUAGCUUGAGAAGCACUUUUGGUUCUCACUGUUAUAUUUCAUCUGCAUCUCAUAGUGCAUCCGUUUUCAACAUUUGCGAGCCUCACUAGUGAAGAUUGGACGUCCAUGUCAUUUAUGUCAUGGUCAAAGAAAAGUGGAGACUAAUGGGGCUUCUUCCCAUGACCUCUCACUAUUUAUUUAUAUUUAUUGAAUUUGUAUUUCAUCAUCUUCUGAUGAUUUGUCUCUUCACCCCUUGAACAUUCGAAUUCUUGUGAAACUCUACCUCUCCAGCUGGGUCCUUUUUCAAACUUUUAAUCUCAAAGUUGAAAAACUGG